Molecule: messenger RNA, 2057 nt
Organism: Achroia grisella
Lineage: Eukaryota; Metazoa; Arthropoda; Insecta; Lepidoptera; Pyralidae
Gene: Dbp73D
Product: probable ATP-dependent RNA helicase Dbp73D
Cellular component (GO): nucleus
Molecular function (GO): ATP binding; nucleic acid binding
Source: RefSeq, a predicted model, not a curated record
AAAUAACCUGAAGUAACCUAAAAACUUAUUAUAGAAACAGCCUUUAUUUAAUUUUUAUAAAUCGAAAAAGUUUAAAGUUCUCUCCUGAAUCAAUAGUAGUAAUAUAAUUGCAAUUCUACGUUUCAGUGUUACUAUUUAUAAUGGAUCUAUUCGUUAUUAACAGAUAUAGAGAUAAUAAUGAAGAAGUAGACUGGGUAGAUCAAGAAUCAAAAAAUUUAGAAAAAUUAAAACAAAAGAUUGAAGAAAGAAGGAAAACAUGUGUAGAUCACAAGCAAUCAAAUAAUAUAAUACUUAAAGAAGUAAAGGCAAUUGAUGACGAAAAGGUAACACACAAAAAUGAAGUAAAGGAUAUUCAAGAAUAUCAUAAACAAGAAGUAGCUGCAACGGGUACAAUAAAAUCUCCAAAUAUACAAAAGCAAAAUUUACAUGAAUUUAAAGUAUUAGGUAUAAAGGAGUUUGAGAAAAAAAUAAAGGUACAAAGGGUGUUACCCUAUUGGCUGUCCCAUCCACAUAGUGUACCUACUGACCUGCAAAAUUUAUCAUGUCCUGUGGAGAAACAGGAGUGGUUACAUAAUAUUCUGAAAUCCACAUUACUUAGUGAAGGAGUGUUUCAUCUGUUCCCAGUGCAAGAACAUGUAAUUCCAUUUAUUCUUAAUCAACACAAACAAACAGCUCUCUGGCCACAUGAUGUUUGUGUUUCAGCACCAACUGGAAGUGGUAAAACACUGUCAUUUGUUUUACCUGUGAUACAGAUUCUAAUGAAUAGCAUUGGUAAUUAUGUAAAAGCAUUAAUUGUUCUACCUGUGCAAGAACUAGCAACUCAAGUUGCCAAAGUAUUUAAGAAGUAUUGUACAAAGACUGGUUUAAAAGUUGCUUUACUGAGUGCUUCUACACCACUGCAUCAAGAACAACAACAAAUAGUUCGAUAUACUGAAUCAGUAGGGUGGGUCAGUGAAGUAGAUAUAAUAGUAUGCACCGCUGGAAGAUUAGUAGAACACAUCCAAAAUACUAAAGGGUUUUCUUUGAAAUGCUUAAAAUUAUUAGUUAUUGAUGAGGCUGACAGAAUUAUGGAUAAUAUACAAAAUGACUGGCUUUAUCAUUUAGAAAGACAUAUUAAAUUAGAAAAUGAAUUAAUGACUGGCAAAGUACCACCACUGAGUUGGAAUAGUAUCACUGAACAAAAAGCUUCACCACAUAAAUUGAUGUUUUCUGCGACUUUGUCUCAAGACCCUGAGAAACUAGACCAAUGGGGCCUUUUCCAGCCCAAACUAUUCUCUGCUGCAUCUGUUAAUUUUGAAGAUGAGAAUCAUAUUAGGAAAUAUACAACCCCAGCAGAACUAACAGAAAAAUAUAUAACUUGCACAGCUGAAAAUAAACCAUUAGUUCUGUAUCAUUUCUUGGUGGAGCAAAAGUGGAACAAAGUUUUAUGUUUCACAAAUGCAGCACAAACUGCACACAGAUUAACUGUAUUAUUGAAUCUUUGGGGUAAUGGUAAUUUAAAAGUUGCAGAGUUAUCCUCAGCAUUAGAUAGAUCAACAAGAGAAAAUGUUUUAAAGAAGUUCACCCAAUCUGAAAUUAAUGUACUGAUUGGUACUGAUGCAUUAGCCAGAGGCAUUGAUAUACCAAACUGUAUAUACGUUAUUUCAUAUGAUCCACCAAGAAACAUAAAAACAUAUAUCCAUAGAGUGGGUCGAACAGGACGAGCAGGUCGCACAGGUCAUGCUAUUACAAUCUUGUUACAGAAUCAAAUGAACAUAUUUAUGGACCUUAUCAGAUCUAGUGGAAAAUCAAAACUGCCUCAAAUGGAAAUUUCUCCUGAAAUAUUUGAUAAUUUAUCUGAUAGUUAUCAAUAUGCUAUCAAGCAGACAAAAGAGCAUAUUUACACUGAAAGCAAUUCAAAAAUUCAGAAAUCUAUUGACUUAAAAAGAGGUUUUAAAAGUAAAGCACAAAAAAGAAAACACGAUGGAACAAAAAAUUAAUAAUUAUAAACGUUAUUUUAAGGUCACGUUUAUAAAAUACUAUGAUAUUGACUAUUUCUUCAUACCAGGCGGGAAAAA